Messenger RNA from Eucalyptus grandis, 420 nucleotides. RefSeq names its product (+)-cis,cis-nepetalactol synthase NEPS3-like. Gene Ontology annotation, molecular function: oxidoreductase activity. Lineage: Eukaryota; Viridiplantae; Streptophyta; Magnoliopsida; Myrtales; Myrtaceae. The record is from RefSeq and is a predicted model, not a curated record. The coding region runs from base 1 to 420 and encodes 139 amino acids. The transcript has a single exon.
AUGCUGGCCGGUGGUGGCAGCGGGAGCGUAAUAUGCUCGGCGAGCAUGGUGGCCAGCAUGGGCACUGACCACUGCAUCGACUACUGCAUGUCGAAGCAUGCAGUGCUGGGACUGGUGCGGUCGACGAGCCAGCCACUCGGGGCAAGCAGCAUGCGCAUGCACUGUUUGUCGCCAAGCACGGUCGGGAAGCUGCUGCUGUGCGGGUUAUAUGCAAUAAAAGGGGAGGAGCUCGAGGCGUUGCUCGAGCCGUCCUUGUGCAUGAGAGGAGUGCUGACGGCGAGGCAUGUGGCAGAUGCCGUGGUCUUUCUCGCUUCCGAUGGCUUGGUCAUCGAUGGAGGUGGGCGUCUCGGCUACGUACAUCAGCUAAUGAAGAUGGACAAUGCAAGCACGCUUGGACGUGGCAUAAGGUGUUAUGGGUGA